Messenger RNA from Tuber melanosporum (Perigord truffle), 1958 nucleotides. RefSeq lists its product as uncharacterized. Lineage: Eukaryota; Fungi; Ascomycota; Pezizomycetes; Pezizales; Tuberaceae. Gene Ontology annotation, biological process: transmembrane transport. The coding region runs from base 77 to 1774 and encodes 565 amino acids. Gene Ontology annotation, molecular function: transmembrane transporter activity. The transcript is spliced from 6 exons. The record is from RefSeq and is a predicted model, not a curated record.
AGCAGCAUUCUCUUCUCCUCUCGAGUUAGACUUUGGUUAUCAUAAAGAAAGAACGAAAGAGCGCAAGUCAUCAACAAUGAGCCUACCAUCAACGACGCCCUCACCCGGGCCAGAGUUCAAUGAGAAGAGCCUUGGGGUACCUGAGCGGGACGUGGAGAGGGGACCUUCGGCCGCUACGUCUAGUACUGGUGAUUUGGUAUUGGGGGAUAAGUCGGCUGAAGAGGUCCCUCCGCGAACCGUCAAGGGGGUAUUAUGGGUCCUCGUCGUGAUAUCAAUCCUCUCUUCCACAUUUCUGUUUGCUCUUGACAACACAGUUGUUGCCGAUAUCCAAGCAUCGGUAAUUACCGACUUUGGCGAGAUUGAGAAGCUGAGUUGGCUCGGAAUUGCAUUUGUCCUUGCGGGGUGUGCCACAAUCCUUCCGUGGGGAAAGGCGUACGGAGUCUUCAACGCGAAAUGGCUUUAUAUCCUCGCUGUUUUGAUCUUCGAAAUCGGUAGCGCAGUUUGUGGUGCUGCGCCUAAUAUGAAUGCUCUCAUCGUUGGGAGAGCUGUUGCUGGUCUUGGAGGUUCGGGAAUGUACCUUGGUUCAUUGAAUUUACUGUCAGUCACGACGACUGUUCAUGAGCGGCCAGCGUAUAUCGGCACUACAGGAUUGACAUGGGGUCUCGGAACAGUUCUCGGACCCGUCGUCGGCGGCGCUUUCUCCGAAUCUCCAGCAACCUGGCGCUGGGCAUUUUACAUAAACCUGCUGAUCGGGGCACUCUUUGCCCCCGUCUACCUCAUGCUCCUCCCCUCGGCAGACCCCCAGGCCAACACACCCUUCGGGUCACGUAUUAAACAGCUAGACUGGCUCGGCACUAUCCUAAACAUUGGCUCCUUCGUCUCAUUGAUAAUGGCGAUCAACUUUGGCGGAACACUCUACGAGUGGAACUCCUCCCAGGAAAUCACUUUAUUCGUCGUUGGUGGCGUCCUCAUCAUCGCCUUUGGUGUGACCCAGGCGUACUCGGUCCUCACUACUCCCGCGCAGCGCCUGUUCCCCGGCGAAUUUCUUCGUGAUCCGUUUUUGGUAUUGCUCUUUGCCAUGAUGGCGGCUGCUUCCACCGCAAUCUUCGUGCCAACAUAUUACAUACCGUUAUACUUCCAGUUCGUCAGAGGGGAUACAGCGCUUGAAGCUGCCGUGAGAUUACUACCAUUCAUUAUUAUCAUGGUGGUCUUCUGUAUUGUUAAUGGCGGGGCCAUGUCAAAGACCGGGUAUUACGCCCCCUGGUACCUCUUCGGCGGUGCGAUGGUCCUAAUCGGGGGAUCACUCAUGUACACUGUUGAGGAAACCACGUCUACCACUAAAAUCUACGGAUACACCGUCCUUAUCGGAAUCGGUUCAGGUUCUUACGUGCAGGCAUCUUUCUCCGUCGCUCAGGCUAAGGUCAAGCCAGGACAGUUGGCCUCCGCGGUUGGAUACAUCUCUCUCGCACAGACUGGCGGAAUAGUCAUCGCAUUGGCUAUCUGCGGUAGUGUGUUCUUAAACGAGAGUGUUAAGGGCAUUACACCGUUCUUGGAGGGCGUCCCGACCGCAGCGAUCAAGGGCGCAGUGGCUGGCAGUGGAAGUGAGCUGUUCAUGAGUCUUGAAGGGGAGACAAGAAAGAAUGUCUUGCACGCCAUCAUCAAGGCCAUGGAUAAGAAUUACAUCCUCUUAAUCGUGGCCGGGGCGAUGACGGUUAUUGGGUCGCUUUUUAUGAAGUGGGAGAAACUCUUUUUGGAAGCCGGGCAUGCUGGUUAAGCACAGUAAGAUAUGACUUCUAUACAUAAUGGAAUGUAUAAACACGAUGGAAAGUGGGGUUAUUGGGAUUUGUUGCUGUCCAUUUCUUGGCGUUCUAAUUUGUUUUUUGUUUUUUUUGUAUAAUGAUAGACUGUCGGAGCGAUUAGAGUAUAUGACCACCUGUUUGUAUCCUGCUGUAAUGAAA